AUGCUGCACUUUUACUUUUCAGCUCGCAUAGAAUUCCACCUAACUUGUUGCACUACUCUCCUUACCGUCGAUGUCUUCAUUCUGCAUCUCCCGCUUACCUCAGAGCUUGGACUUUCAACAGAUUCCCCCGUCUUUCGGAGGGGACAAGCCCUCCUCCCUGUGCCACUUUUAUCUCGGUGGCUUGGUCCCUCGGACAAACUGCUGGUCUGUCCACAUGAGCACCUUAAGCCUCCUCCUGGUCAAGGUACUGUACAUGUGGUAUCUGGUCGGUACACUUACAAGCAUUAUCUGCAGGAUGAAGUGGAUGAUAAAGGGUGGGGAUGCGCUUAUCGGUCCCUUCAAACUCUCAUCUCUUGGCUUAUGUGGCAAGGUGAAGUGGAAGCCAAGCGGAUUCCCACUCUGACCGAGAUUCAGACCUCCCUGGUUCGUUUGGGGGACAAGUCAAAGGCGUUUAUCGGUUCACAUCAAUGGAUUGGAUCGGUCGAGGUCAGUUUCUGCCUGCAAGAGAUGUAUAACAUUCAGUGCAGAUUGUUACCGGUGUCUCGCGGCGCCGAGUUGAGUCGCACCGCAACCACGAUGCUUGCACAUCACUUCGCAUCUGGUGGAGGUCCAGUGAUGAUCGGUGGUGGUCAACUAGCGCACACAAUCAUCGGUGUACAGGUUCCGAAGGAACCGGUGCUGAAUUCACCCAAUAGUAAAGCAUCCACUCCACGUUUUCUCAUCCUGGACCCGCAUUUCACUGGCCCUUCUGGGGACUUAAAGGUCGUCUUGGCCAAAGGUUGGUGCGGUUGGAAGGACCAAUCGUUUUGGAGGCAAGAUACCUACUAUAAUUUGUGUUUUUUGCCUGCUAUUCAACCUGGAUGUGUUUGAACAUUCUUCCAGCGACUGAAUUUUUUUUACCGCUGGAGCGCUUUUUGCAUAUUUUUAUGCAAUUCAUGCCCAUUGAGAUUGCAUUCAAACAUCAUUUUUCGAACUUUGCCUUUGAUUUGUUGUAUUUGUGAUUAUCUCCUUGGUUGUGCUGCUUUGCUUGUGUGGAUACAAAGUUUCUUACUGGCGGUGUUUUCAUGGUAAACCAACAUAUAAGCUCCGUGGCCCAAGAGCGCAGCACAUUGUACUGGUUUACUAUUUACUCCGUAAUCUCACAUGUGACCAGAAGGCCCAACAUGAGAACCACCACCCAGUAAAACAAGGCCGUAC
Messenger RNA from Dicrocoelium dendriticum, 1197 nucleotides. NCBI's taxonomy places the organism in Eukaryota, Metazoa, Platyhelminthes, Trematoda, Plagiorchiida, Dicrocoeliidae. The record is from the annotation of a GenBank genome assembly.